CCUAUUACUCUGCUAACUCCUCCAAAUACCCCUAUCUUAUCAUAUAAUUCCAAUCUUGUCCCUACUCGUAUUUCACAUUCUCGCCACCGCGCACCUCAACGUUCUUCCCAUUCAUUUCGCAUCUCUUCUUGUUCAACCGCAUCAGGAAGACAAUAUAUGGGCUCGCAGUUUUGCUUUUAUACAGUACACUAGUUUGAUGAACUUUGGCAGUCACCCUUUCUUUUCGGCUUUCCUUUCCUGUCUCUGUAGAUAUGGAUACUUCCUCGGGUCAAGGCAUUCUUUAUCCGUUGCACCGUUGUAAAACUCUUCACCUGGUUAGGCAUGCCCAAGGGUUUCACAAUGUUGAAGGAGAGAAGGACCCAAAGGCGUACUUAUCUUAUGAUCUUCUUGAUGCAAGCCUGACCCCUCUCGGCUGGAAACAGGUUGAUAAUCUGAGAGAGCAUGUUAAGGGAAGCGGUCUUUCCGAAAGAAUUGAGCUAGUUAUUGUUUCCCCCUUGUUAAGGACCAUGCAAACAGCAGUUGGAGUCUUUGGUGGUGGGGAAAACACUGAUGUGAUUGAUGCCACUCCUCUGAUGAAUCACAAUGUGGGGAAUAGCAGUCGUUCUGCAAUUUCUAGUCAGAAUUCGCCACCAUUUACAGCAGUGGAGCUUUGCCGAGAGCAUUUGGGGGUGCAUCCUUGUGAUAAGAGAAGGGACAUCACUGAGUACAAGAAUAUGUUUCCAGCAAUUGAUUUUUCACUGGUAGAGUCUGAUGACGACAUUUUGUGGAAACCUGAUAUUAGAGAGAAGAAUGAAGAAGUUGCUGCCCGGGGAUUGAAAUUUUUGGAAUGGUUGUGGACACGUAAAGAAAAAGAGAUUGCUGUUGUUACUCACAGUGGUUUUCUUUUUCAUACUCUAAGUGCUUUUGGAAAUGAUUGCCAUCCAAAUGUGAAGAGUGAAAUCUGCACACACUUUGCUAACUGUGAGCUGCGAUCAGUGGUUAUCAUCGAUAGAGGGAUGAUUGGAUCAAAUGAGUCCUCUACCAACUAUCCUGGCAAGAUUCCACACGGCCUUGACCUUCCCAGUGAUGUUGCUGACGAGAAACAUUCUGCGAAUGAGCCAACAAAGUAACAUGAGAAGAUUUUCUUCAGUUAUAUGAUUUCUGCAAAGAAAGCUAGGUGUCAACUUUUCAAGAUGAUGAUGACAACGAUUGCUCCAGUUUAACAUUCAUUAAUGGCCAUUGAUUUUUACAUGGAAAUAUAAUAGAGAUGUUCUUUUACUUUCCCAGUUCCCUUCCUGUUUUUCUCAUCAUACAUUUUAAUCGCUGACCCCUUCUUUCACCUCAGAAAGAAAGGAUAUUUGUGAAAAUUGAUAGUAGUAGCCAAAAAGGUGACCAAAUUCAGAACCAUGGUAAAAGUAGUGUUACUUAUUUGAAAUUUGAAAUUUGAAUGUGAAUCAAUUGUUAUUUGAAA
Molecule: messenger RNA, 1450 nt
Organism: Lathyrus oleraceus (garden pea)
Lineage: Eukaryota; Viridiplantae; Streptophyta; Magnoliopsida; Fabales; Fabaceae
Product: phosphoglycerate mutase-like protein 1
Exons: 10
Coding region: 252-1109 (285 amino acids)
Cellular component (GO): cytoplasm
Molecular function (GO): phosphatase activity
Source: RefSeq, a predicted model, not a curated record